Molecule: messenger RNA, 609 nt
Organism: Funneliformis mosseae
Lineage: Eukaryota; Fungi; Glomeromycota; Glomeromycetes; Glomerales; Glomeraceae
Source: the annotation of a GenBank genome assembly
AUGAGCACUUUUGAAAAGGUGGUUGUUGUAGACGGCAAAGGUCAUUUGCUCGGGCGAUUGGCAUCUAUUGUAGCAAAGCAAAUAUUAAAUGGUCAAAAAGUUGUAAUUGUUCGUGCUGAGGAAUUGAAUGUAUCAGGGUCUUUUUUCAGAAAUAAGAUCAAGUACCAUGAUUAUCUCCGUAAACGUAUGAUUGUCAACCCAGCACGCGGUCCUUUUCACUUUCGAGCACCUUCUAAAAUCUUUUAUAAGACUAUACGCGGAAUGAUUCCGCAUAAGACUUCGCGGGGUACAGAAGCUUUGAAACGUCUUAAGAUCUUUGAAGGAAUACCACCUCCAUACGAUAAGACGAAGCGUAUGGUUGUUCCUGAUGCCUUGAGAAUUUUACGAUUGAAACCUGGUCGUAAAUUUACUACAAUUUCUCGCCUCUCUAAUGAAGUUGGAUGGAAAUAUGGUGAAGUUAUUGAGCAACUUGAAGAGAAACGUAAAGUCAAGAGUAAAGAAUUUUAUGAACGUAAAAAGAAAUUGGCAAAUAUUAAAUCACGGGCCCUAAAAAAUAAGGCCGAAGAUUUGUCGAAAGUCCAACAAAGUAUUUCUACUUAUGGGUUUUAA